Messenger RNA from Erythranthe guttata (spotted monkey flower), 1473 nucleotides. Its product is annotated as Leucine-rich repeat (LRR) family protein. NCBI's taxonomy places the organism in Eukaryota, Viridiplantae, Streptophyta, Magnoliopsida, Lamiales, Phrymaceae. Gene Ontology annotation, molecular function: protein binding. The record is from RefSeq and is a predicted model, not a curated record.
AUAAUGCUUAUAACAUCAAAAAGAAGGUAAUAAAAUGAAAGGAGAAAAAAGAAGAAGAAUAUAAUGUUUCAAAUAAAUUAAAGAACCAUUAAUUUUUUGAUCAAUUUGCUACUCCAAUGGCUUCAUACUCUCUCUCCAUAGUCCUCCGUCUCAUAGUCCUCGUCUCUAUAUUCUUCUCCGACCAUACAUUCGCCAUAAACAACCGCACAACCACCACGCACCACCACCACCACCACCGUCGCCAUGACAACACCACCACCACAAUCCAUAACAACAAUAGGCUCAUUCAACAAGACUACAUUGCACUCCAAGCAUGGAAACGAGUCAUCUACUCGGACCCCUUCAACUUCACCUCCAACUGGCACGGAUCCGACGUGUGCACCUACACCGGAAUCUACUGCGCACCCUACCAAAACGACACCACCAUCACUCUCGUGGCCGGCAUCGAUCUCAACCACGGUGACAUAGCCGGAUUCCUCCCUGAAGAAUUAGGGUUACUCACUGGACUCGCCCUACUCCACCUUAACUCCAACCGCUUCUGUGGGAUCCUCCCACAAACCCUAUCCAAUCUCUCUCUCCUCUACGAGCUCGACAUAAGCAACAAUAGAUUCGUGGGGCCCUUCCCGCAUGUAGUCCUCUCUCUCCCUUCCCUCCACUUCCUCGACAUCCGUUUCAACGAGUUCGAGGGGCCGUUGCCCCCUCAGCUCUUCGAAAAACCCUUAGACGCAAUAUUCGUAAACAACAACCGGUUCACCUCUGUGAUCCCGCAAAACCUAGGCUCGAGCACCGCCUCGGUAGUGGUCUUCGCCAACAACCGCCUCGGGGGGUGUCUGCCUCCGAGCAUAGCCAACUUCGCAAACACACUGGAGGAGUUGCUCCUGAUAAACACGAGCAUAACGGGGUGCUUGCCAGUCGAGUUAGGGUUUCUCUACAAGCUGAGAUUGCUCGACGUCAGCUAUAACCGAAUAGUGGGCCCCAUACCGUAUAGCCUUGUGGGUUUGGCUCGGCUCGAAACCCUAAACCUAGGGCAUAACGAGAUGAGCGGGAUGGUACCCGAGGGGGUUUGUGUUUUGCCUAAUUUGGUUAAUUUUACAUUUUCGUACAACUUCUUCUGCGAGGAGGAGGGCGUUUGUGGUAAUUUGACUUCGAAGGGGGCGGUGUUCGACGACCGGAGGAACUGCGUGCCGGGGAAGCCGCUGCAGCGGAGUGAGAAGGCGUGUAAGGCGGUGGACCAGCGUGUUGACUGCUUUGACCAUGGUUGUGGUGGAAAGUCUAUAAAUGGUUCUACUUUUAGUAAUGCUAAUACUUCUCAUCACAUCCCUUAAUUAAUUUUCAAACUUGUUUAUUUGUGAUAUGUUCUUAUGAUCAUCUGAACUAGUACAAUUUAGCAGAUGGAAUGAAUAAUUUGGUGAAUGUAAUGUGACUUGUGUGUAUAGUAAUGUAUAUAUAUAGGCUUUACUUUUUAACUGUGAA